Molecule: messenger RNA, 2043 nt
Organism: Zophobas morio
Lineage: Eukaryota; Metazoa; Arthropoda; Insecta; Coleoptera; Tenebrionidae
Product: CCR4-NOT transcription complex subunit 3-like
Exons: 12
Coding region: 90-2018 (642 amino acids)
Biological process (GO): regulation of DNA-templated transcription; nuclear-transcribed mRNA poly(A) tail shortening
Cellular component (GO): nucleus; CCR4-NOT core complex; P-body
Source: RefSeq, a predicted model, not a curated record
AGCUGGGGAAUUCUUCUUUUCGAAGAUUAGUACAUUGUUGUAUGGGAGCUUCAAGACUAUAAGUUUAUAAUAAGUAAUGCCUUAAUGCAAUGGCCGACAGGCGAAAAUUAAACGCUGAAAUUGACAGAUGCCUUAAGAAAGUUUCUGAAGGCAUUGAAGAAUUUGAAUCGACUUGGGACAAAGUCAUUACCGCGACUAAUGCCAACCAGAAGGAAAAAUAUGAAUCAGAUUUGAAGAAAGAAAUCAAAAAGCUCCAGAGACUUCGAGAUCAAAUAAAGUCUUGGCUUUCUUCAGCGGUUAAAGAAAAAAGUCAGUCUUUACUUGAAACCCGAAGAUUAAUUGAAGUGCAAAUGGAGAGAUUUAAAGUUAUUGAAAGAGAAACAAAAACGAAAGCGUUUUCCAAAGAGGGGCUUGUAGCAGCUGCCAAAGUGGAUCCGAACGAGAAGGCUAAAAUGAAGGCGUCCCAGUGGAUCAAUUCUUGCACAGAACGGCUAAAUAUACAAGUUGACGCCUUUGAGGCUGAAAUUGAGAAACUUCUUCAUUAUACCAAGAAAAAAAAAGGAUCCAAAUCUGAUAGAAUCGAUAGGCUGCAAGACAGCAUCAAGUCUCAUAAAGAUCACGAGAAAAAGUUGGAGAUUCUUUUGAGAUAUCUCAUGAACGAAAGGUUUACCCCCGAAAAGGUGAUGAGCAUCAAAGAAGACCUGGAGCAUUAUCUCGAAGAGAAUCAGGAGGAGGAUUUCUGUAAGAACGAGUGUAUUUACGAUGGUUUAGAUUUAGACCGGGAAGACGAGGAGAGUCAAGAGUACAACGAACAAAAGAAUACUCACGAAGGCGAAGUUUCCGACUCUGCGGGUGCACUCGCCCUAUCCGUAGAAAAGCUCUCUGUUUCUCACGAUGGGCUCUUUGACGCCCCCUCGGACGUUUCGAAAGCCGAAGAACAGACUUCCUGCGUUAAGGAAAACGUCGAAUGGCCUGACGGGCUCCCCGCGCUUACAGAGUCCUCCUCGCAACCAACCCGCAUGGAGUUUUCUUCUAUUGGCUCCGGGGAACAGUCCCCGACGCUUCCAACUCACGUGCAUGUAGACCCGCUCGCAUCUUCUUCCUACCCGCCUCUACAGCAGCAGCGACCUCCAAAGAUUGCUCAUCCUCCGCAGCAGACCCACAUACAGCAAAGCCAGAAGCCACCCACCACGCCCGCCACUCUGAAACACACGCAGUCCCCUGGGAAGACCCAUCCUCCACUGGAGGCCUCGCAAGAGCAGCAGCAGGUUCGAACCUCCCUCCAUCUCACCUCCCCUGACACCUCGUUGCGCGCCCAUCCUCGACCAUCCCACGUGAGAACCAAUUCGCAGCCUCAUAUGCGACAACUGUUAAUGCAGCCGCGUUCUCAGCCGUACUCUAAACUGAGCACGUCGGUCCAGUCGCCACUCUUCCCCCAAACUCUUCGCCCGGUUUACCAGCAGGGCUUUUUCAUGCCGGUGGGACUUCCAGCGGCAGAACAGAAGCAGGAUCAAGCGCCUCUCCUGUAUAAGCAGCUGCAAGGAUCUGCUUACCAAUGGAAACCUCCGUUGUCGCCGGCAGAGCAGAGAGCCAUGUUAGCUCUGCAACUCAGUUACUCGAACAUGCCGGACCGCGCAGACUCUGACAGGAUAAGGCAAUACGUACCCCGAACGCCCUGUCCAGUCCCCUCAUACUACCCAAAACAACCCGAUCCUCAGUUACUAAAUCCGUCUAUUUUCGAAAAGAUGGGAGUUGAAACGUUAUUUUUUAUUUUCUACUACCAACCAGGAACUUAUCAACAAUACUUAGCCGCUCGUGAACUCAAAAAGCAGGCUUGGCGGUUUCAUAAAAAGUAUUUAACCUGGUUUCAAAGAUCUGGCGAUCUCCCUCGCGAAAUUACUGAGGAGUACGAAAAGGGUUCAUAUAUGUAUUUCGACUUUGAAAAUGACUGGUGCCAAAGAGAGCGGACAGGCUUCGUUUUUGAGUAUAAAUACCUUGAAGACCAGAACUUGCCUUGAACCGCUCUAAGACUCCUAUUUUUUU